Pieris napi is the source of this 629-nucleotide messenger RNA. RefSeq lists its product as uncharacterized. The transcript is spliced from 3 exons. The coding region runs from base 5 to 469 and encodes 154 amino acids. NCBI's taxonomy places the organism in Eukaryota, Metazoa, Arthropoda, Insecta, Lepidoptera, Pieridae. The record is from RefSeq and is a predicted model, not a curated record.
UCAGAUGCAAGCCAUAGUUUUGAUGACAUUAAUGAGCACGUUUGUUCAAGGCUUUCGUAUUGAUAAUAGUAAUAAUGUGUUGGAGUAUGAUGAGACAGCUUUUCAAGUGCUACCUUUCCCAUUACCUUAUAAUGAGUAUGAACCCACACGACGUGAAGAACACAUCCAGAAAAAAGAUCUCCUAGAACCAGUUGCCAAUGAUUUGAGUGUGGUUCCUGCGAUUUCUAACGUUCUCCGGCUCUUCAAAGGUGGCAUAAAUUUCUUACUGUCAAACUUACCCGUGGUGUUAUUUGGGACAGUUGCAGCAUUUGGAGCUUGUGCGCUGACACCAAUAUGCAAUACGCGAAUUUUGGAUAUGCUACCGACGGCAGAUGACCUUCAGAACAUAUACAGAAACCCAGAACGAUUGACUAGAGCUGCUGAGUUCGUGGAAACUGCUAUAAGAAAAUUUCAGGCUUUCAACAAAUAAUGACCUACAGGAUAAUGCACAAGAUACUGCUAGUGCGUAACCGCUAGUCAAGUCACAAUCUAGUCUUGAGCGCUGUCAAAUAUGUCAAACAUAAAAAAAUGGUUUGACAGCUAUUGAAACUACAUUUAAGCCUAAGUUUGUAUGAUAUAAUUAUUUGAAU